AUGAUCCAGAAUGCCGUCAUGAUCCGACACUACGAUGAGUUGACGUAUGUUUAUAGUAUCUUUAGUGAUGUUAUAUCUGUAAAAUAUAGCUUACUCUAUAUUACGAACUACUUUAUUACUCUAUCAUUGUCUACUUAUGAAUAUUGUAACAAAUUUUAGAUUCCAAUUCCACAUUGAAGAAUAUCCCAAAAACCCUGAUAAAGGCCAAUACUACAGCCCUGCAUCGUAUGAAAACUGUGCCAAAAUGUUAUUGUCGUCAGCCUACAAAAUCUCAAUCAAUAACACUGCCUUCAAGCACGAGCCUGAUAGCUACUUUGACAACAUCACAGAAUAUGGCAAGUACGAUGACUUCUCCAACACAAUGAUGGGAUUCGAGAAGUCUACAAACUCAGAAGACCAGCAGCUCAGAUUUUUGCUGAAGGCAUUUUACACGGAAGAGCCAAGAGUAGAUUUCUGUGGACCAACAUAUUCAUUAAAUAUAACUGUUUCAGGACAGAGGCGAAUGUUCGAUCAUAAACUUGUACCAAAUCAGAAGUAACACGCUUGUGUACAUCGAAUUUGAGACUAAUCAUUGCCCUACACACAUUAAAAAUCAGCAACCUUCAAAUGCUUUCUCCUUAAAGAACAUGGCGGAGAGCUUAAAUGAAAAAAACAGAGCUCUGACUGAGCAUUUCAACAUGCUCUCCAAUGUAAGUCAUACUGUAUUUUUCAUUCAUUAGGUUGGUUUUGAAAUUUCUUUAAAGGUUUUUUUUUAAAAGUUUUUGAUUAAUUAUUAAGAUUAUUUUUGUCAAGAUUCAUAAACUGAAGCUAAAAAACCACGAUUACAGUCGUAUCAUGCCAUGGCAAUAGGACUGAUCAUGCUGUAUUACUCCUUACUGCUGGCCUGUACCAUUACUAUUGUUGCUUUCUUUGUUUGGUACUGUUACAGCCAAAAGGAACUUUAUCAACAUCAACAAUGUACAGAACUAGAACAAGCAAACGUGGACGCAACUUUCGAGCAUUGGAGUAAGUUUAGAAAUUUCAAUUUUGUAAGUAGCAAUAUGCUGAUGAACUUUACUUUUUUAUAUUUUACACGGUAGAACAUUGACUUCCUCUUUUCAGGAGCUCAGAAGACAAACGCCCAAGUAGAAGACAGUAAGAACCAACAGAAGCCAUCAAAGAGGUCGCUGAAAAAGCUUAGUAACACAUCUGCCACGGAUUCCAAACAGUCGAACACAAGUACGUCAAAACAAUCGGACAGUAGUCAACAAUUGUAG
This is a messenger RNA of Bursaphelenchus okinawaensis, 1256 nucleotides long. NCBI's taxonomy places the organism in Eukaryota, Metazoa, Nematoda, Chromadorea, Rhabditida, Aphelenchoididae. The record is from the annotation of a GenBank genome assembly.